CCCAAAUAUGAACAACACCAUCCAAUAAGUCUUCAGUGAAGUAUAUUGGCAUCUCCUCCCAAUGCCACUGCCUCAAACUCUAGACCAGAUAGUCAGAAAAGACAUGGCUAAGACAGGAACAUGGUUGGACCUUCAGGUCAACACUGAGAGUAUUGCUGUUGAAAUGGGUGAAGCCAUUCUUGAAGACUUAUCGGAAGACAUCAUAAUAAGCUGCACAACUGCAAUUUCAGAACCCGAUCAUUCUGCACUUCUUGCUUAGGUGAGAGGAAGAGAAGUAGCAGCAAGUUAAUGACUUGCAAAAGUUAACUGACUCAAUUUUUCACACUCCAAAUCAAUAAUAUAGCCCCAUCUCAUGCCACGGUGAACCAGAAAGUAAGCUGAAUCAGUUCUUCUUCACCAUAGGAUGGGCUCACCAAGGUUGAGGGGCUUCAUUUAAAUCUCCCUUUUCUGUGGAUUGAUAUGAUGGCUUUUCCUAACCUUGCCACUUGAAAUCAUGUAGAUACCACGGGAAGACCUAACAAACAGCAGCACGAAUCCAUUUGGGCUGUUCCCUGCAAGAAUAAACAGUAAAUCCCUGUGGUUAUUUUCUGUGAGCAUUGACUGUUUGAUCUUGGUUCGCAGAUGACAACAAAGCUAUA
Messenger RNA from Rubroshorea leprosula, 638 nucleotides. Lineage: Eukaryota; Viridiplantae; Streptophyta; Magnoliopsida; Malvales; Dipterocarpaceae. The record is from the annotation of a GenBank genome assembly.